AAUAAAUUGUUUUUCGAGUUGUUUUCAUUCAUCGAGCAUAGCCGAUUUAUAUCAUAAAUUGAUUAAUUCCAGUUAUACGAACAAUUCCCAUGAUCAAAGCAUAAUCACAAACCACUUUACCUAUAUAGUCGCUAUUGAUAGGAAGACUUGUGGAUAUUUACAUACAGUAUUUGUGUUUCAUUUCAGUUGUAAAGUAUACUUACAAUAAGUGCAUUGAAACGUAUUGUUUUAAAAGUAGUACUACGAACGUGAAGGAAUUAAAAAACAUCCCGAACGAAGAAUUUUCUGUUUGAAAUAGGUUUACUAUGCUAAUCUGUUUAUCGUUGCAUAAAAAAUUGUGACAGUUAGCGCGAGAAGGAAAGCCUGAACUAUUUAAUAUGUGGGAAUAAUAUAUUAGUUUAAAUAAUAUUUGUGUAAUAUUCAAGGUGGAUAUAUUGUAUGAAGAGUAAUAAUUAAGACAUGGAAUAGAGAAAUAUUUACGUUAUUUAGUAGAUUAAGUAUAAGACGAUUUGACAUUAACGCGGAAAUCUUGGCGUCGGGAAUAAUGUAGUUAGAAGUUACAAGUCUUAUAAUAUGUAGGUAAAGGUUAUUGGAGAACAAAUUAAUAAAUAAAUAAAAAUGUGUAGAUGCAAGAACAACUACUCUAUAUGCCAUUUUCUGUGUAACUUUUUGAAUUUGAUCAUUUGGACACUUCUAUUGGGAUAUACAGAAGGUUACGAUCCAAGAGGUCGACAUAGAAAUGGAGAAAAGUUGGUACCAAUUCAGCCAUCGUUUGCGCCAUCAGAACAAAACUUCACAGUCUUUGAAGGACACACAGCUGUACUGACGUGCGUUGUAGAAAAUCUGGGGACAAAAACGGUAGUAUGGCGGAAAAUGUCAGACAUGAAUCCUUUAACAGUCGGAAAGAUGACUUAUGUAUCAGAUUCAAGAGUUCAGAUACAUCAUAUAAUUCAUAGAAACAACUGGAAUUUGCACAUAAGGGAUGCAAAAGAUUCAGAUUCGGGCACCUACGAGUGUCAAAUAAGUACAAAGGAUAGAAAUCUGCGGAGGACUGUCCACCUUCAAGUACUAGAAAGACCACAAAUACAACCAGAACCUUCAGGAAUAAUGGUCACAGGCAAUUUUCACGUAGAAAUUGGAGAUACUCUACAUAUGAUAUGUAACGCGACAGAAGCGGCAACUCCACUAGAAGAUAUUGCUUGGUUUAAGGACGGCAAUGAACUAGAAAAGAACAAUAGAGCCACAAUUUAUAAAGCUGUGUCACUAAAAGGCAAAUCUAUCAAAAGUGAUUUGUACGUGGACAAGGUUGAAAUGGCCGAUUCUGGUUAUUAUUUGUGCCGUGCGGGUGCUCUUACAACACAUGAACACGUCCAAGUUUUAAAUACUGCUGGUAACAAAGAUAAACGGGGAACUCUUGUCGACACGUCACUGGGAUAUAGAGAAGGACAGGAUAAGAAAAAUGCGUCUGCAAGUAUUCAUGGAAAAGCAGUGCUGUUUAUUGCAUUUUUUGUUGAACUUUUGAAACACAUAUUUUCAUAACAAGAAAAUGUGACAGGGAUUUCGUUGAAUUCCAAAGUAUAGAUUAUAAUGUGCAAUUUCAAGAGCGAAAACAGACUGAAAACUGAAUUAAGAUUGACCAUAUUUUUUGGUGAAAGUUCUCGAUCAUUUUACAGAGCACUACGGCUACCGAAAGUGUGAAAAUGUGCAAUGGACACUAACACAAAGUACAUGUAUUGCGCCACUUAACUAAAUGAAAACACCUGCCGGACAUAACAUUUUGGCAUACAACACUAUUAUUAUGCCUCAUUGAUAAAACUAAUUGUCUGCAUUAGAAACGGGUAACAUUAACUACUUUGCAAUCUGCUUUUUAUUCAUAAUGCGUUUACAUUUUCAUUACUCAUACCACAAUGGUCAUUCAUGUAAAUAAGACAUAUUUUUCACAUUACAAUCGGGAUGGUAAAGAAAAUAUCAUCGGACUCGAGGAAUUAGGUGUGAACAAACAAAUAAAGUUCGAUAUUCUCCUUAUAUACCGAAUACAAGAAAGAACACGAAUCUGCAGACAUUGUGUUGGAAAUGUGUACCAAAGAGAAAAAAUAUUUGCUAUCAAAGAGAACAACGUUUGAUUGCAAACAAAAUUGAAACUAAUGCAACUAGUCUUAAGUCUAGUCCCAAUGACAAUUAGUUCUUCAUUAUUUUUCAUGUUCACUUUUGUGAUGACAAUGUAAAGCAAUACAUUAUGAUAUAUUGUGAAUAAUUAUGCUUACAAUGGAUCUAUAUUCACGAGUCCCAAGAUAAUUCACACGCGUGACUUAUUCAAAUGUACAAAUGACAUUUUACUAUUCAAGUGUUAAUUUACGACAUACCAAAGAUUAAAUUUAAAAUCAAAGUGCUAUCAAGUGAGAUGAAUAUUGUAGUAUAUAUAUUCUUUAUAUUUUGUUUGAUCGUCAGUCCAUUUGUUUUUGUUGUCAUAAACUUAAGUGAUAUUCCAGCAUUGUAAAUUAUGCAUUUUAAAAUUGCUGUCAUUCCAUAUUUUUUAUUAUUAAUUUGUUAUACAAGUUAUUGUCAAUGUUAUUGGUAUAUUGCAUGUCUGUGUUAUAAUAUUUCCCCUUUGCCUUUUGAUUGUUGCCAAGAAAUAUCAUUAAAUAUGCUUUGUAAUAUGCAAUUAUUUUAAUUUCAGAAACAUCACAAAAUUUCUGUUGAUAUUCAAUUUAAACUAAGUAAAGCCGUGUAAAUAACAAUGCUGUUUGCUAUUGUUUCCAUAAGGUUCUGUGUUAGAUUUAAAUAUACCGGAUGAAUACCUUCGCAUUUAUAUGAAAAAAAUAGUAUUACACCAAAUAGAUAUUAAUAAUUGUAUUGCGCAGCUAAUGACCCAGCUAAUGGCGUAUAUUAACCCCAAGCAUGUGCUAUUUACUUUCUCGCGUUGUAAACCUUGUUCGAUGACAAGAUUAAAUUCUUAGUAUUCUACCUCUAUUUACUACAAAUCUGUGUUCUUUGGGUUACUGCCAUCAGUUCAUUACCUCAGCGCCUAUCGUCUUACUGGGUAAUUGUACAAAUGUAUAUUAUAUAUGCAUAUAUCAUAAACAAAACAUAGAAUUUUAUUAAGAUUUUAUCGAUACUGCAAAUAAAAAGUCUAAACUGGAAAUAUUAAUGCAGUCAAUAAUGUAUUUUAUGUUUCAAAGCAACAGGCGGAGAGAAAGGUUAGUUACACCCAUUAAUGCAAAACAGCACCAAAGAAUUUCGUGACGUGAUGAAUAUCAUUAAAAUUUCUAAUCUAGGGGAUAAUUUUUAAGGGUCAAUUCGCCCCAAACAAAUAUUGUCAAACGACAUACUCCCUAGAGACUAGAGUAAUGAAUUCUUUAGGAUAUGUACAUUUUUACUUUUUAAUUUCACAGAUAAUAUUGUUAUUGACUUCUAGUAUCUCAAUAAAUUAUCAACAUUUCAUAUAAAUAUAUCAUUAGAUUGUCAGCAUUUUGUGUAAUAAUUUCAUAUUUUUCAUGUCACACUUUUGA
Molecule: messenger RNA, 3509 nt
Organism: Mytilus trossulus (common blue mussel)
Lineage: Eukaryota; Metazoa; Mollusca; Bivalvia; Mytilida; Mytilidae
Product: hemicentin-1-like
Exons: 7
Coding region: 619-1539 (306 amino acids)
Biological process (GO): synapse organization
Cellular component (GO): neuron projection membrane
Source: RefSeq, a predicted model, not a curated record